UGAAUCCUGGAAUUGUGAUAUUCUAAAUACAUGUGCUUUGUGCAGUAGACAUAGUGCCGAGUCUCCAUGCAGCUGGCUGGACAAUAUUUUACUGUUUUUGUAGUGGAGCCACGGAACAGAAGUCUCGGCCACGAGUAGCUACGCUUGCACAGCCAAAGACCUGGCAUUUCUUAGUUGGGAGAUGAGAAAUGGUGUCCCACUUGCACCAUGUAGCCCUCCCCAGAUCCUAAGCUGCAGGAGAAAAUUGUUAAACAAAUCGUUUGCACCAAUUGGGGCUGCACAAUUGUAUCCAUGCGAGGCUGAAGUGGGACCUCGACAGCUUUGGCGAUCGUGUCCGGAAUAUUUGACAUGAUUCCAUGAUAUAUAAGGCGCGCAUGGCCUGGUUCAAUUCAUCCAAACAUUCACAAGUUCAGCUAGUAGUUGUCUCCAUUUCGCUUCAGCAGCAGCACUCAGGCUUCCCUCUGACCUGAGGCAGCUGCUUAACUUCACGGUCUUAGUUCACAAACAUGGCGACAAGAUCCUCGUCCUCGGUUCUAGUUUUUGUUGGACUUGCGGUCCUGCUGGCGGCUGUUGCCGAUGCUCAGCUUUCCGAAAGCUUUUAUGCCAGGACUUGUCCUGGCGGCGUGCAAGCUGUAGCCAAUGUCGUCAACAACGCUGUUCGUAACGAUAGAAGAUUCGCAGCAGGACUUCUCCGUCUCCAUUUCCACGAUUGCUUCGUUCGCGGAUGCGAUGCCUCUGUACUCUUGAACUCCGCAUCCAGAAAUGCAGAGAAGGAUGCUCCACCCAAUCUUACUCUCCAAGGAUUCGCUAUCAUCGAUCAGGCCAAGGCAGCUCUUGAGAGAACAUGCCCCGGAGUUUUCUCAUGCUCUGACAUCCUGGCGCUGGCUGCGAGAGAUGCCGUCAGCUUCAUUGGAGGACCCAGGUGGAGAGUUCCCCUCGGGCGCAGGGAUGGAUCCAUUUCUCGUGCUGCCGAAGCAAACUCCCAGCUCCCGACUACUAGGAUGGGCUUCAGGGCGCUUGCUCAGAACUUUGCUCGCAAGGGUCUCAGCGAAAGCGACAUGGUCAUCUUGUCAGGCGCGCACACCAUCGGUCUCACCCACUGCCGGGACGUGACUCCGCGCAUCUACAACUUCGCCGGCAGCCGCGACGGUGCUGACCCUUAUCUGAACAGGACCUACGUGACUGAGAAGAGGAGAGCGUGCCCCAACACCAGAGCUGCAGCAGGCAACUUCGUGAACCUCGACUCCAGCCUCGGAGGCCAGCGCUUCGACAAGAACUACUACGAGAACGUUCUGAACCACAAGGCCGUCUUCAACUCCGACGAUGCUCUGAUCGCGGUGGCUCGGGGUCUGAACCAAGUGCGCAGCAUCGUCAGGAAUCCUCAGUCCACCUUCUUCUCUCAGUUCGGAGCUGCCAUGGAGAAGAUGGGCAGAAUCAGCGUCUUGACCGGCUCACGAGGACAGAUUCGCCGAACCUGCUCGAGGACGAACUAGAUCUUCCUUCCAGUGUUCAUCUUUUUUCUAGCUUUGAUUUCAACCAUUCACCAACUACUUCAUCGAACGAUGAGGUUUCUCACUUAUCUGAAAAAGUAAAUUGUGUGUAUAUUCCUCUUAGUCCAAGGCCGAGGCGUGCAGAUUUCCUAUUGAGAACUAGUGAAAGCUUGAGCCCGAGAGGACACCGGUGCGAACUUCUACACUCCUGUCGAUGGAUCUACGCGAGACAAAUGAGGCAGGCAGGCAGGCAGCGAUAGAGAAGGAGUGCGUGUGGGUGUCCUCGACGAUUGCAUUUUGUGCUCGGAGUGUGGGAGAAGAAAUCUCCCUUCGUAUAUAAAAACCACAACAACAGAAUUUUGGCUCCAUGAAUGAGGAGUAACAGAUAUACAGUGUUCACAGCAUUAGAACCAGGCCCAAGGUAGGACUAGAUUUGAUACUUAGGCUAGCAGAAAACACCAUUCAUUUCAAUCAUUGAGCAUACUUAGGAGUUUACUGUGCUAUUCUAUGCUAUUAGCAUAUGAGCAGAUCUAAACAUCCUGCCAUUCAUGUCGUGAUUGA
Molecule: messenger RNA, 2051 nt
Organism: Marchantia polymorpha subsp. ruderalis
Lineage: Eukaryota; Viridiplantae; Streptophyta; Marchantiopsida; Marchantiales; Marchantiaceae
Source: the annotation of a GenBank genome assembly